AUGCCUUAUCGCCGCCUUGUCGCCUCCAGCAUUUACAGAUACAUCACUCAUCCAUCCAACUCAAAUAUCAAAUCAGCAUCUGCCGAUCAGCCAGCUGCCUCCUGUCUGGGGCUUUUUGACAGUCUCGCUUUCAAAAAUUCUCUACAACGCAGUCGCGACAAUCAAACUAGCACCACAGCGCGACCAUGUCCGAACGAAAGGUACUCAGGUAAGUCUACCCAACAACUCGAAAAUGGACCCAGAAACCAGCUAACAUCACACAGCAAAUACUACCCUCCCGACUUCGACCCGUCGGCGAUCGGCAGGACACCGAAGCAUUUGAGACAGACUGGUCCCAAGGUCAUCACUGUCCGUCUCAUGGCUCCCUUCUCCAUGAAAUGCACUCACUGCGGCGAAUACAUCUACAAAGGCCGCAAAUUCAACGCGCGCAAAGAAACCACAGACCAGAAAUACCUCAACAUCCCCAUCUACCGCUUCUACAUCCGCUGCACGCGCUGCAGCGGCGAAAUUACCUUCCUGACAGACCCCAAGGCAAUGGACUACAAGGCGGAAAAGGGAGCAAAGCGCAACUUCGAGCCAUGGCGGGACGCCAAGAAUGAUAUCGAGGAGACGGAACAGGAGACGCUGGACCGGCUGGAGCGCGAGGAGAAUGAGGAGCAGGAGCGGUUGGAACGGGAUAAGAUGGCCGAGCUGGAGGAGAAGAUGCUCGAUUCGAAGCGUGAGAUGGCGAUCGCGGAUGCACUGGAUGAGAUCCGGACGCGGAAUGCGCGGAUCGAGCGAAAUGAGGCGCUCAGUGGUGACGUGGCAUUGGCUCAUGUUCGGAAUGAGGUAGAUGAGGCGCGGCUGAGGGAGGAGAAAGAAAUUGAGGAGGCUGCCCGGAGGGCAUUCACAACGGAGACGGGCGAGAAGGUGAAGAGACUUGUGGAAGAUGACACAAUCGCUGGGACGACGCCGGGCUCGAGUCAGACGGAAACGCCCCCUCCGCCCUCAUUCGCUAGGGUUAAGAAGCCCAAAAAGCCUCUGAUCAAUGGUUUAGGCAUCAAAAAGAAGCCCAAGCCGUCUUUGGUAUAA
This is a messenger RNA of Aspergillus fumigatus Af293, 1071 nucleotides long. RefSeq names its product mRNA splicing protein Yju2. Lineage: Eukaryota; Fungi; Ascomycota; Eurotiomycetes; Eurotiales; Aspergillaceae. Gene Ontology annotation, cellular component: U2-type catalytic step 1 spliceosome. The transcript has 2 exons. The record is from RefSeq and is a predicted model, not a curated record. Gene Ontology annotation, biological process: mRNA splicing, via spliceosome. Bases 1 to 1071 code for a protein of 356 amino acids.